Molecule: messenger RNA, 388 nt
Organism: Athalia rosae (coleseed sawfly)
Lineage: Eukaryota; Metazoa; Arthropoda; Insecta; Hymenoptera; Athaliidae
Product: histone H4
Exons: 1
Coding region: 7-318 (103 amino acids)
Biological process (GO): nucleosome assembly
Cellular component (GO): nucleosome
Molecular function (GO): DNA binding; structural constituent of chromatin; protein heterodimerization activity
Source: RefSeq, a predicted model, not a curated record
GGCAAGAUGACCGGUCGUGGAAAGGGAGGAAAGGGAUUGGGAAAGGGAGGAGCGAAGCGGCAUAGGAAGGUCUUGCGAGACAACAUCCAGGGUAUCACAAAGCCCGCAAUUCGUCGUCUGGCUCGUCGUGGCGGAGUGAAGAGAAUCUCCGGUCUGAUUUACGAGGAGACUCGUGGUGUCCUCAAGGUAUUUCUUGAGAACGUCAUUCGUGACGCUGUGACGUACACCGAGCACGCCAAGAGAAAGACCGUAACCGCCAUGGAUGUCGUCUACGCCUUGAAACGACAAGGCCGUACCCUGUACGGUUUUGGGGGUUAAAAUACGUCGUCCUCCUGCUCAGCAAACAACCGGCCCUUCUCAGGGCCAACAAUAUUUAUCUGAUGCAAAG